Messenger RNA from Biomphalaria glabrata, 3024 nucleotides. Its product is annotated as nuclear pore complex protein Nup93-like. The transcript is spliced from 23 exons. Lineage: Eukaryota; Metazoa; Mollusca; Gastropoda; Planorbidae. Bases 278 to 2893 code for a protein of 871 amino acids. Gene Ontology annotation, molecular function: structural constituent of nuclear pore. Gene Ontology annotation, cellular component: nuclear pore. The record is from RefSeq and is a predicted model, not a curated record. Gene Ontology annotation, biological process: protein import into nucleus; poly(A)+ mRNA export from nucleus.
UUUCUUUAAAUAAUAAUUAUUAAUCCUAUCAAUACAUUCAAAAUUGAUUCAAUGUUACAUGCAAUAAAGAGAAACUCAAAACAAAAUUAGAAAAAAAUUGAGGAUCAUUCUUGUCACAAAAUUAGAUAAAUUGGCAGCACAAACAAAAAAAUACUCUUGACCUAUUUCCCAGUUUGAUUCAACUUCCGGUAGUGAACAGAAAUGACAUGGAUCUAAAAAAUCAAGACUUUCCCCCUCUCAAAUAAAAAUUAAUAUCUCCCCUUCCACUUGUCAUACAAUGAUAAAUUUAGUAUGGUUGGAAAUGUUUUUUCAAGCCCUAUUCAAUCAUAUAGGUUUUAUUAGUAUAUUAGUUGUUUGUGAAUUUCAAUCUGCAUUGAGAAAAAAACAACAUUCAAUACCACUUGCCAAGAUGAAUGGGGAUACAGAAGGGUUCACUGAUCUGCUUCAGCAGGCAGAGCAGUUGACAGCUGAAAUGGACUCAGGUACUGACCUUCCUCAUGUAGAAAGAAAUCUUCAACAGAUUUUGGAAGCUGGACAACGUUUGCUCACUCGUACAACACCUGUUAGUCAAGACAACAUAGAUGUGCAAGCAUCUAUUCUGUUGGGAAGCAAAGGAUUUGUGUUGCCAAGAAUAUCCGAGCGUUUAGAAGGUCUGAGGGCAGCAACAACAUUUGAGCCAUUGGAACCUGUCAGAGAAACAGAUAUAGAGGGAUUCUUAAGAAAUGAAAGAGAAAAUGCUUUGCUGGCAGUUAUAGAACAGACGAGAAAAAAUACCUUCGAAGAGGUAGACAAGAAUAACUGGGAGAGUAUGGAGAAUGAAUGGGAAAAGGAAAAACAGAAAAUUCUGAAUUCUCUUCUUGGUUCUGGACUAGAGUCUUUUGAAUUUCAACAAGAUCCAGAGAUGAUUAUUUCUGACAGCUUGUUAAAUCAAGGUAGAAGUAGUUUAGAUCAUAUUGAAAUGGCUUAUGCCAGAGAGGUGUUUGUUUAUAAUGAGCAUGUGAUAGACAAUGGAAUCCUACCAAGUUUGGUUGACAUGUUUGUAAAAGUUGCCACUAACAUUGGUGACCAGAAUGUGCUUGACAUGUGGCAACUUGUACAGUGUAUGAUAGAAAUCCCUUUGGGUCAAACAUUUGGAAGUCAGCCUUCAGUCAUUCGUAAAAACAGUCAGAUCCAAGCCCACUUCAUAUCUAGAGCUAAGCAUUACUUACAACAGAACUAUGUUCGUUAUCUUGAGAAAACAGUCAGCUCUAAUUUGAGACAAGCCCAGCUGGGUGGUAUCCCUGGUACAUACAACUUGGUGCACAGUUAUCUGAAUGUCAAGCCUCCUGUAAUGGCAAGGUCUUCAGAGGAUGGUGAGCUUGACAAACAGCCAGUUUGGGCCCUUCUCUUUUACUGCCUUAGAUGUGGAGAUUUGAAAGCUGCCAAACAUGUUGUAGACAGGGCAGGCAAUCAGCUUGGAGACUUUCCCACAUACUUUAAUGAGUAUGUCAAUUCUGUUGAUCACAAGCUUGCGCCUGGCAGUGACACUAAAAUUAAACUUCAGUAUCGCCGGGUAGUUAAGAACUGCUCUGAUCCAUACAAAAGGGCUGUUUAUUGUGUUAUUGGGUGUUGUGAUUGGACAGAUGACCACACUGAGAUACUAGACAAAAUAGAUGAUUACUUAUGGAUGAAGUUGUCUCAUGUACAGGAUCAGGGUACGACAGAUACCAGCCAAGAUCAGCUCACCCUAACCACAUUGCAGAAAAUACUGUAUGAAGACUAUGGAGAAUCCCAUUUCAAUGGGUACCAGCAGCCAUUUCUCUACUUCCAAGUUCUCUUCAUCACUUGCCAGUUUGAAGCAGCUAUUGAGUUUCUAAGUCGCAUUGAAAGUCUUCGCUACCAUGCAGUGCAUAUAGCCCUUGUACUGUAUGAAAUGAAGAUGUUGAUUAUCCCCCCUAAUUGCCAAGCUCAGCUGCUAAGUCAAGAUCCUUCAGAUUCUCAUGGUCUCAAAAGAUUAAACAUUGCCAGACUUGUCAUGAUGUACACUCGUAAAUUUGAGGCCACAGAUCCAAGAGAGGCUCUACAGUAUUUUUACUUUCUCAGGAAUUUAAAAACACCAACUGGAGAUGAUUUGUUUAAGUCCUGUGUAAGUGAAUUGGUCCUGGAAACUAAGGAGUUUGACAUGCUGCUUGGGCGAUUGGAAAAAGAUGGCUCAAGGAAGCCUGGGGCCAUUGACAGUUUCAAGCAAGAUACACAAAAAAUAACAGAAAUGGUAGCCAAAGAUACGGAAGCUAAAGGUCUCUUUGAGGAUGCAGUUCGCCUUUAUGAUUUGGCCAAAGAUCAUGAAAAAGCUCUGAGUUUAAUGAACAAGUUACUGAGUCAAGUGGUUUCCAUUGCCCCAUCACCUCAGUCAACUAGAGAUCGCUUGACAUCUAUAGCUCUUAACAUGGCAGAACGUUACACUACAUUUGGCCAUGAAGCCAGUCAAAUGACCACCAAGACAUUCUUUCUUUUACUUGACUUGAUCACAUUUUUCAACUUUUGCCAUGAAGGUGCCAUUACCAAAGCUUUAGAUGUUAUGCAAGGCAUCAAGAUUUUACCUUUUAGUGCUGAAGAAGUGGACCAUAGAGUGAGCAACUUUAAAAAUUAUUCAGAUGAAAUCAGACGCUGUCUUCCUGACAUAUUGUUAGCUACAAUGAACAUAUUACUUACUCAGUAUAACAAUGCCAGGGCAUCAACUAUCCAGAGUCCCAUGUCUCUAAGGAGAGGGAUUGAAGAUGGAGGGAAAGAUUCAUAUUUAAAUUACCUGAGGAACCAGGCCAGGGCCAUUAUCAUGUUUGCUGGAAUGUUGCCCUAUCGUUUGCCAGGUGACACUAACGCCAGACUGGUACAGAUUGAUGUUUUAAUGAGCUAGUGAGCUAUCACUUGUUGUUUCAAACUCAGUGUGUGUGUGUGUGUGUGUGAAUGUGUGUGUGAUUUCCUUCAUUGUUUUGUAUUUUCGAAUCAAAGAAAUAAAAGUUCCAUUAAAAAAAAUAUUAAUGCAAU